This is a messenger RNA of Drosophila bipectinata, 4458 nucleotides long. RefSeq names its product zinc finger and BTB domain-containing protein ttk (gene ttk). Gene Ontology annotation, cellular component: nucleus. Gene Ontology annotation, molecular function: protein binding. The record is from RefSeq and is a predicted model, not a curated record. Lineage: Eukaryota; Metazoa; Arthropoda; Insecta; Diptera; Drosophilidae. Gene Ontology annotation, biological process: regulation of transcription by RNA polymerase II.
AAGGAGAAGAGAGAGCUCAGGGACUUUCGAAUAAAUUCUUAUCACAUUUGUGUUUCACACUACAACAGUAACAGUGUUUCCCGAGUGAGGACGUGUCAGCGCUCCGCUCCUCUUCGGCUAACCGCAGUUUGAAAAUAUACAUUCAUCGCACGCCCUGGAAUAUAUGUUUUGACGGCUCCCGACGACUGUCAGGCAUCAAGGAAAGUCCCUAGAGCAGGAUAUUCGAAGGACCUUAGAUGAGCCGGAUUCUAAAGCAAGAACACAAUCCAAUUGCAUGAGGACAUAGACCAACUCGCACCCAAUCACCGACCGCUUAGUGACACAACCACGGCCUCCAAAUGAAGAUGGCAUCCCAACGAUUCUGCUUGCGGUGGAACAACCAUCAGAGCAACUUGCUGUCCGUUUUCGAUCAGCUGCUCCACGCAGAAACCUUCACAGAUGUGACGCUGGCCGUCGAGGGGCAAUACCUAAAGGCACACAAGAUGGUGCUAUCUGCAUGCAGUCCCUACUUCAAUGCCCUGUUCGUAAACCAUCCGGAAAAACACCCGAUUGUCAUUCUGAAAGACGUGCCCUACUCGGACAUGAAGUCCCUGCUGGACUUUAUGUACAGAGGCGAAGUGUCCGUGGACCAGGAACGACUCACUGCAUUCCUGCGCGUGGCCGAGAGCCUGCGCAUCAAGGGCCUCACCGAGGUCAAUGACGACAAACCCUCGCCGGCGGCAGCUGGAGCGGCAGCAGGCGCAGGGGCUGGAGCCGCCGGCUCCGAGAACACGCCCACUCCCCCCCAGCUGCAGCGCAUCCAGCCGUACCUGGUGCCACAGCGGAACCGUGCGCAGGGCGGCGGUCUGCUGGCCAGCGCCGCUACUGCCGGAAACACCCCCGCCCUGCCGGUGCAGCCGUCGCUGCUCAGCUCAGCCCUGAUGCCCAAGCGGAAGCGUGGCAGGCCUCGCAAACUGUCGGGUAGUUCGAACGGCACUGGCAACGACUACGACGAGUUCGAGCGGGAGAACAUGAUGAACGACUCCGACCUGGGCAACGGCAAAUUGGGCAAUGACUCCUACUCCGGCAACGAUGACGGCUCCGACGACAACCAGCAGGAUGCAGGCCACACAGACGACCUUAAUGAAAGCCACGAUUCUCUUCCCACGAAACGGUCUAAGAACGCAAAGGAUCACCGCAUUGCGGCCCAGCAAGAGGACAACAGCACUUCCGAUGGCAACGACAGCGAUGGCGACGCAAUGGACACCUCUUACAUGGAGCCCCAGCUGAUGCUGGACGAGUACGACGAGCCCGUGGAAUUCAAGUACAACCCGUUGACGGAAAACAGCUCCCCAACGCAGGACCAGACGGACGGAAACCAGCACCUCAACGAACAGGCACGUCAACAGGCUUUCCUCAUCGCCGCCCAGCGAAAGCACCAGGCGGAAGCAGCGGCUGCGGCGAGUGGAGGCAUCAAGCUGAACAUUCUGGGCAUGGCGGCUGGAGGGGCACAGGUGAAGAGCAUGGUUAGCAUACCCAAACUGACACCCAUUGGAAAGGCCAACGCAGCCUCAACGCCUCUGGUGUCGCCUGCCUCCUCCUCGGUGACGGGAACUCCCAAGGCGCGCGUCCAGAAGCGGGCCAAGCUAAGCAAACAGAACGGCGACGUCAAGCCGGUGUUCACCAGCCAGGAAUACCUCGAUCUGUACAACAGCAACGAUGGCUUCAAGUUCAAAGCAGGCUCGCUGAGUGGCAGUACGCCGAACCUGAGCUCUGGAGUGGGCACCCCGUCCGUGAAGACCAAGCUGAACCUGAGCAGCAAUGUGGGCGAGGGCGAGGCAGAGGGCUCCGUGCGCGAUUACUGCACCAAAGAGGGCGAGCACACGUACCGGUGCAAGGUCUGUUCGCGUGUCUACACGCACAUCAGCAACUUCUGCCGGCACUAUGUGACCUCGCACAAGCGGAACGUGAAGGUGUACCCGUGUCCGUUCUGCCUAAAGGAGUUUACGCGCAAAGACAACAUGACGGCGCACGUAAAGAUCAUCCACAAAAUCGAGAAUCCCUCCACCGCCCUGGCGAGUGUGACAGCCCUGGGCGGCCAGGCACUGACCGUAUCAGCGGGAUCGACGCCACCGCCUCCGGACCUGAGUGGCCAGAACUCGAAUCAGUCGCUGCCCGCCACCAGCAAUGCUCUUUCCACCUCCUCCUCCUCGUCAACGUCCUCGUCCAGCGGGUCUCUGGGACCGCUGACGGCGGCCACCACACCAGCCGCUUCCGCCGCCGCGGCGCAGUAAUCUCUCCAAGACACAAAAUCGGAAACGGAAAAAUCAAUGCGGAGGUUGAUACAAAAUCGGAAGAAGAGAGUCCAGAAUAAGCAUAGUAGCGCCAGGCGCCAGGCGCCAUUCGGGAUAUUUUUUCGUUGCGGAAGGGAAGCUUAAGCAGUUAAAGUAGAUUUUUUUGUUGAUUUUGUUUUUUAGUUUUUUACUUGGCUUUGACUAUUAUUUAAUUUUUUUAUAUGAACAUGCCCGCCGGCAACAUGGAAAUCUCCAGAGCCAGCCCGCUAAGUGGCCUCAACCCCAUUUGUAUGUUGUGCAAUUAUUUCAAUUACAAUAACAAUUAACUACAAUAAUAUUUCGACCUGAACUCUUGUUUUGUAAGCCGAACCGUAGGCCUAAGCAAUACCCGAUCAGACACAAUGAUUUUCCAAUACCCACUACCGCUACAAAGUACGAUUACCACCCGUAGUUUCGAUCAGUAGUCCAAGACGCAAAAUCAAGUACUUGUGGCUGACACUAUCCAUUUAAGCAUAUUAUUGGACACCGGAGCGGCCUUAUAAGUAAAGUGUAUCCUGGAAAGGGCGGUUACACUAAAAAAGAAACAACCGAAACUAAACCUGCACUUUUAGAUAAUUAAACUAUAUAUACACACAGAUGCAUAUGUUAUAUAUAACUAUCUAUAAACAUUGAAUGGUAUGUCUAGCCGUAGUUCUAUUAAUUAAUUUAUCAUUAUCACUAUGUUCUGUACGCUAAAGGUAAUACUAUCUAGUGUAGGAGCAGAGAUAUAAGAACGGAAUGAGGAAAAUCAAUUAUUGUUAAUUAUGCGAGAGGGAGCGCAAAUCUACCUUGUUGCCUUCAAAUGAAGCUAGUUAAAAGUUAAACCCGAGUCUGGGCCACGGUCUGUGAGGACCCCCAGUACCCGCAUUCCCGCUCACCCCCACACACCCGCUCGAGCGCAGGUCCCUCAGGCCGACGAAGGAUUGCAAAUGUUUCGCCGGACCGAUAUCGGGGCCGAGUGUGUCGAGUCGAUCAUUAAUACUUUUGUAACUACGGAUAGUAACAGCAACAAUAAUAAUUGUAAUGAUAACGAUAACGAUAACAGUAAUAUUAAUGAGCAUAACGUAAACCUAAUUUAUCAAUCUAUUAAACGAUUUAUGUUGUAUAUCGGAGGCUUAAAUUAUCGCCAAAGAAAAUGAAAAUCAAAAACAAACCUAACACGAAGCAGUUUCCACCCAACACACAGCAAUAAGGACAGCAAGCAGCCAAUACAAAUCAGAGGAACAUUGUUGUUGAAGCAAAACGAUCUCCAAUAAAAAGAAUACGAAAAAGGUUAAAAAUACGCACUUUAAUUAACCCAUUACUCCUCAAGUCAAGUUUUUUUUUUUUUGAAAAAAGCAUUGAAAACCGGAAAACUGCACGGGAAAACAGACAAGAAACAAAAUUAAACAAUAACGCAAUCAAUCAAUAAACAAGCUGCGUACGCUAAUUUAUUAAAUAAUUUUUGUUUUUAAUUCUUUAUUUAGUGGUAGCUAGUGCAAUUUAGUCAGUAAGCCGCCGUCUCCCACACACGCCCUAUAACCUAUAACCUAUAACCUAUAACCCAUAACCAUCGCCAAUAUCCAUCCACCCGACCCGACCAGAAACACUCUCUUUUGGCGUUAAUUUAAAACAAUCAAUACGUUGUUUGUACUAUAUUUACUUUAUUUUUAGUCUACUUUUUAUAUGAAUAUGUUUACAUAUAUUUUUGCACUCAAAGAACUAAACUUUCAGCAAUUUUCUCGCUUUCAACAAACAAAAACAAAUUCAAGUCCAAAUCUCGAAAUCUUUACGAGAAUAAUCUUCAGAUAUGCAUGUAUAUAUCGAUCUAUACAUCCAUAUAUAUACAUAGUGAGAGUCAUGCUUUGAUGCCCAAAGAAAAUACGAGAUAUAUGUUCAGAUAUAUCUCACCAGAUCUUUCCAGAAUGCAAGGACACUGCUUGCAUGCGAAAAUGAGAAAAUUGUCUGGAAUUGUUGGUAAACAUGGUUUCCGUUAAAAUUAGCUAAUUAGAUACACUACGAUAUAUGAUAUACUUUAAACAUAAUUACAAAUUAGUGAAUCACACGCAAUAUUAAUCAAGCAGAACAUUAUAUAUUAUCGUUUAAAACUGACCAACAGAGGAGGAAUAAAAUACACAAUGCAAAUAAAAAUAAAAAUAAAAAACUU